This is a messenger RNA of Procambarus clarkii (red swamp crayfish), 5918 nucleotides long. Its product is annotated as ubiquitin carboxyl-terminal hydrolase 31. Gene Ontology annotation, molecular function: cysteine-type deubiquitinase activity. Lineage: Eukaryota; Metazoa; Arthropoda; Malacostraca; Decapoda; Cambaridae. The record is from RefSeq and is a predicted model, not a curated record. Gene Ontology annotation, biological process: protein deubiquitination.
ACAACAGUAGUAGUGGGAGGCAGGCGGCGGCGGGGUGAAGUAGUGCGCACCACACACCUCCAGUGACUCGGGUGUCACCAUGUGUGUUGAUGGUGACCUGUGAAGUUGUGUAAAAGGUCGCGGGUGGUGAGUGAGAGAUGCCUGUAGCGCGCUCGGUGUCGGCGUCCCAGCUGGCGAGAGGGGACGGGUCUCUGAGCACCCCUGGCACGCCUGACGGCGACUCCGGCCCAGCCCUCCUCCUCACGCAGAAAGCCCACACACUUGACAGAUUUUCUAAACCAUCAACAAUGAAUGGACAUGCAGACUCUCGUAGGAAGCGACCAUUUAUGUCUUUCAGGCUGAGCAAAAAGCCUGGAAAAUACAAGGAAAAUGGAAUGCCCCUAAAGAACGAUGUAAACCAGAAUCCCAAUGGUGUUACAGAUUCAUCUUCAAUCCAGACGAGCAUGAUCAGUGAAAAUGGAGUUGAGAGCCUGGAUGGUGGAAGUGAUUCCAGCAGUGCCUCGGUAAAACCAAAGAAAAAGUAUCUUACACGAAUGAGUUCGUUUGUUAGUCGGGUAGCUUUUAAGGUGCAAGGGGGCACCCCUAAUGCACCUGUGGGGAAUCAUAGAGGGAAGCUCGAGCGAAGUAAAACUAUUUCUGUGUCGGACCUUCAAAGUCCCAAAAUUGAGGAUUAUGUCGAGUUUGAGGAAGGUAAGGUGCCUGGAGUGAUGGGAAUACGUAACCAUGGUAACACUUGUUUUAUUAAUGCAGUGAUUCAGUGCCUCAAUCAUACUGAUGUACUUGCCGAGUACUUUGUCUUGGACCAGUAUAAACAUGACCUGGCAAGAUGUAACAAAAUAAAUUCAAAAAAAUAUGGCACUAGGGGCGAAAUUACAGAACAAUUAGCAGUGCUUCUGAAGGCACUCUGGACGCUCAGAUAUGUGCCAGAUUUGUCCAUGAACUUUAAAAACACUGUAGACAAAUACGAAUCUAUUUAUCGUGGUUCACAACAGCACGAUGCUGCCGAGUUUUUGAUGUUUGUGUUGGACAAGGUGCACGAGGAUCUCAAUACUGCAUCUAAAAGGAAGUACAAGAAGAUAAAGAACACUUAUGGUCGUCCUGACGAGGUUGUGGCAGCAGAAACGCUUGCUAACCACCUUAGAUGUAAUAGCAGUUUUAUACAUGAUAUUUUUCAGGCUCAGUUCAGAUCGUCAUUGAAGUGUCCUCACUGCCAGAAGGAAUCAAACACCUUCGAUCCAUUUCUGUGUGUGUCCAUUCCUAUCCCUCAGCGACAAGUACAGUCCAUUUUUGUCACCGUUGUCUACCUCAACCAACAACCCAAGCAGGUCCAGCUGGGUGUGAGUAUAGAGGCCAAUGCAACGGUCAGAGAGUUGCGUAAACAGUUGGCUGAAGACUGUGGCAUCUCGACUGAAAGCCUUAUUAUUACAGAAGUAGAUGGAGAGGGUUUCCAUAGAACUUUUACAGAUGGUGCCUCAGUGAACGUCAUUAGUGAGAGUGACCCCAUAUAUGCUAUUGAGUUGCCUCCUCACAAGGUGCCCACACAAGAAAGUGGUGCCUUUAUCCUCAUCACUUGGGUCAAUGUAGUCCUCGCCGAGCCUGAGAACAUAAGGUUUGGUGGUAUAUACCAGAGUCAGGUGGUGCGGGAUGUAACCUAUGUAGAUCUACAAAAACUAUUACUCAAAGAAAUGACCACAAUGGUUACCAAUGAUACCCUGACGUCUGAACAAGAAAGUGGACUGUUUCUAAUUGGAGUUGAUGAUGGAGGAAGUUGUGUUGUGUGCCUUGACCCAGCGCUGGAUGUUCCACUGUUCCAUGAAAGUGUGGAGCAGGCUUUGGCUCUCUGUGAACCUUCUGCUGGACCCCCACACAUUAAGCUCAUUCUGCAAUGGACUUCAGAAACCAAAGACAAAUACAUUAUUGAUGAUGUUGACCAUGUGGACGUGCACUCUAGUGUGAAGGACCUGAAGGAGAACCCCCAGCAGUGUGCCUCGGUAUCCUUGCACCAGUGUUUGCAGCUGCACACAUCGGCCGAGAAGCUAGGGUGUGGUGAUGCGUGGCACUGCCCGACUUGCAACCGCAAGCAGCAGGUGGUGAAGAGACUCAUGUUAUGGUCAGCACCACAGAUACUUGUAAUACACCUCAAACGCUUUAGACAAAUCAAGUACAAUCUUAAGGGCACUCUGCAGAGCAAUUCCUCGAAACUCUCAACUGCAGUCAAGUUUCCACUUACUGGUUUUGACAUUUCUGAGCAUGUUGCCAGUAAACCCAUUAACACGCACACUAACAGUAGUGUGGACUCGAGUGUGCUAGGUGGUGUGUGGUCCCCUUGGAAAAGACCAAAACGUUUCAUACCUCAUAGUGAUGACAACGUCUAUGAUUUGUAUGCAGUGUGUUACCAUCAUGGCAAGGACAUGCAAGGAGGACACUACACUGCCAUGUGUAAGAAUACUGCCGACAACAAAUGGUAUAGUUACGAUGAUAGCAAAGUUGAGGCUGCAUCUGAAGAUCAGGUGGUUGAUCCCGAUGCCUAUAUCCUUUUUUAUCAGCGGCGAAGUGAUGCUAGCCACAUCACCUGUAGUGAAGGUAGUGUGACGGAACACUGGGCUUACAGAAUACCUCUCUCAUAUUUGCCUUCAUCUCUCAUUCAGCAGGCUAAUAAGGAAAAUAAAGCACCACUACCACCACCACCUUUUGAGAGAGGAAGGUCAUAUGGGACAUUACCAGCAACGGUAAGAAACCAAAGACAAUCGUCUACAGAAAGAGAACAUGCAUCUGACACCGAAGCACCACUGGCCUCGCACGAUGAAUCGCCAGUCUUGAAGAGACGCUCCACCAGCACGUUGCAUGAAAAUGAGAACUCGCCUACUGAUGAUAUGCCAAAGUCCAACUUGAAGACUGAAACAAUUAAAGUAGAAAUCUUACCAACUCAGAAUGGAAUUGAAAAUGGUGAUUUUCACAUGGAGUGUGAAAACAGUGUUGCAAAUAUGCAGGAAAGUGACCAAGAAAUGAUAGAAGUACCACGUAGCUCAUCAAGCAAAACAGUUCUGAUAUCUCGAUGUCAAGCAUUAAGGGACCAAGACUUGACAGAUAUGAGUGACUCCCUACCAGUUCAAGGUACUGUGAAUGGCUUUACAGAAUCUUCAGAGAUUGACAAAGUAAUGACAAAUGAGGAGACCAAUGUGCCUUUAUUAGAGAAUCAAGUGAUUGAAAAUAGCCACGAGGAGCAAACUCCUGAAGUACGAAUCCACCCAGCUACACCAGAAGUGCUUGCAGCUCAUCAGGGACAUGGUGAGGGGCAGCCCAAACGUAGUGUAAUUACUCUUACCCUCCGGCCAAGAAAUCCCAGUGAAUCCUCGAGUGUGGGUAUGUGCGAGUCCCGUGUGAGAGUUGUGUCCCGUACACCAAGCAUGGUUAGUUCAUGCAGUACUUCUAGCAUUAAUAGUAAUCCUAUUGUAAAUGGUGUGGACCAUGUGUAUCAGAAUGGUAAUAUAGAUGAUCACAGGGAAAAUAAAAUGUAUGCUUUCUCUUGUGAUUCAACACCUGAAGUCAGAAUCACACCUUUGACAAAGACAUUCGAGUCUUCAUCAAAUCUUGCUCCCUCCAGAGUGUCCACGAGGUGCACAAAUGCUAACAAGACUGCAAGUUUUGUUGUAAUAAAUACUCCGACAGUAAGUCCACGAGCGCCUCGGCCAAAGACUCCUGUCUCGAAUAGCUUUAAUGGUUCACCAAGGCCAUUUACCCCAAGAAAUAAUGGAAAAUCGAGAGAUUCUUCUGUAGAUUCCUACAAGAGUCAACGGUCUUUAGUUAUAAAGAAGGAACCCACAAACAAUUGUAAGAAUCAAAAUUUACUCCCAUCUGUUAGUUACUGUGGCUCGGUUAAGAACUGCUACAAUGGUGUAAGCUCCAAAAUCAGUAAAUUUGAAAGAGGAGAUUUCAAGUACAACAGGGAUUCUAAAUGUGAUUUGAGAGAUUUAGAAUACGAGAGGGAGCAGCCCAAUGAUCGAGAAUUGGUUUAUGAUGGAGAGGCAAAAUAUGAACAUGGAGGAGCAAAGUAUGAAAGGGAAUGUAGAUAUGAAAGGGACAUUAAGUAUAAUAGAGAAUUAAGGUAUGAUAGUGAUCUCAGUUUUGAUAAAGACAACAAAUAUGAGAGAGAUGUGAAGUAUGAUAAAGAAAGCAGGUUUGAUAGAGAUUAUAAGUUUGAAAGAGGAAGCCUUUGUGAGAGGGACUUUGAGAGAGCCUACAAAUAUGAGAGAGAAGGUCUGUGUGAACGAGAUUAUGAUUAUAAGUACGAUGGAGACUCAAAGAGUAAGAGAGAUUAUAGAUAUGAUAGAGAUCUAAUAUAUGACCGGGAUUCAAAAUAUGAAUUCAAACUUGGUAGAGAUGCUAGAUGUGAGCGAGACUGUGUAUUUGAUAGAGGAGACAUAAUUGGAAAGAGCAGAUUGUGUGAGAGUCGGGACCACUGCUCCUCUCAGGAUUAUUCUACGGGGCUAACAAACACUGCCACAAACCCCCCUGUAAUUACAGAGUCCAGCGUAUGAUAGCGCCUACAGUGCUGUUUGCUCUUCUUGCCAGAGUCAUUUAAUUUUUAGCAAACAGUAAUUUUCCAUAAAAAAAAUCAUAAAAUGUAAGAUUUUAUGAGCCAAGUGUGAUAUAAUUUAUUUCAACAUACCAUGGUGAUGUAUGUAAACAAACAUCAGUCAUAUGUCUGGCGUGGUAGCCUUGCAUCCCACUUGAUUUGAUUGGUGAUAUGCAGCUUUUGGUAUUGUGUAUUAUCUCAUAUGCAAAUCUUUAGAAUUUUAAAGAUAUUCAGGUUGAAUAUACAUUUUAUGAGGCACAUAGGCUUUUUCAUAUGCACAUGCUGUUUAUACAUUCCAUAUUUGCAGAUUUCAUACAUAUAGAAAAUAUGUAAAUAAUUUUUAAUGAAAAAUGUUUAUUAGAAUUUUUAUAAAAUAUUCCUAAAUCAAGUUUAAGAAUAAUAUAUAUAUACAUAUACAUAAUAUUGAGUAGUUAUUGAAGUGUGGGAGUUUGUAAGGAAAGGUUAUAACCAGUUUGACCACUGGCAGCUCAAAUAUGUUAGGGGGAGUUCCUGUGCCGGUGACAGCCUGUAGACCGUGCCAGACUUCAUCUUCACAAGGAUGACUGCACGCAACAGUAAUACUGAAGAAAAGAAACAAAACAAGUUGAUAAAGAAUGUUUACAAAGGUGUUAUCCAGUGUGAUGUUGCAUUUUUUUAUAUGCACAAUUUUUUUUUUAAAUCUAGAUCACGAAUAUAUGGAGUGCAAAAGUUCGUUGUUUGGGGUGUGUCUCGUGUUUUCAUGUUGGCACUAUUAGGGUGGGUGAAUUUGUGUGUAUGUUAUCUUAAGAUAGGCAUUCAGUACUGUUUCAAAUGGACGAAAAAAUAAUAGCAUAAUGUGAUGAUGAGUUGUUUUUCACAUUGCAUUUUCUUUUAUUUAUUGGGUCCAUUUUCAGGUGAUACAAUUUUGGUGAUAUUCUCACUACACAGCACUGGAUACACGUCAGGUUUUUUAUGCUGUAAGUUUUAGCUUGGAUGAAUCACUUCUAUGAAGAUACAUGACCAUAUGCACUUUGUAAAUGACAACUCAUCAAGAUGGACCUGGAAUUCAUUGACAGUUGAGUGUUUGUGCAACUUAAAUGUCCAUGUAAAUUAUUUUUAUUGUAUUAUAUGUUGCAAGUAUGUUUUUGGUUGAAUAUCCUAUUUAUGGAUAUUAUUAUGGCUGUGGUGUGCUUGAACCUGUUUUAUUUUGUAUUUAUGGCUGCUAUAUUUGAAAAUCAAUCCAAAGGUAAUGUUUUUGAUGUAACAUAUCAGUUUGGUUAUUUUAUGAUGCUACUUGAUUUGUAUAUAUUUGGUCAGAAUAAUAAUAAUAAUAAUAGAAAUAAUAAUAAUAUAAUAAUUGCUA